Molecule: messenger RNA, 1824 nt
Organism: Eleginops maclovinus (Patagonian blennie)
Lineage: Eukaryota; Metazoa; Chordata; Actinopteri; Perciformes; Eleginopidae
Exons: 6
Coding region: 124-1113 (329 amino acids)
Source: RefSeq, a predicted model, not a curated record
GAGGAACCACCCCUGAUUGAGUAAGUGGUUAUUUCCUCACUCAGACAGUCGGCCCGUUUCUGACCGUCAGUCUCUGUCGCUUGAACAGAACAAAGUUAAAUUGACUGAUUGGAAAGAGUAAGGAUGGCAGUUUGGGACAAAAAGGUUUCCUGGAGCUUCAUGGUCCUGCUGGCAGGUGCUGCAGGUCUAACAGUUGUGAACUAUCCCGGUCCGGUUUGUGGGGUGAAAGGGUCGACGCUCACCCUCCCCUGCACCUUCUCAACCCUGAAGUCUGUCUCUGAGGGUGGAAGAGAAGUUCUGGUAAAGAUCCAGAGAGUCGUCUGGUGCCAGAACCAGGACAUUUGUCAGGGUUCAACUCCGUCUGUGUACGACAGCGAAUCAGAGCGGAGGAGCAACCCUCGCUACAGAUACCUGGGAGACAAGGAGGGAAACUGCACCCUGCAGAUCACAGACUUACAGGAGACAGACGAUGCAACUCUACGAUUCAGAGUGGAAGCUGAUCACAGCAGUGCAACUUUUACUGGCCUACCAGGAGUGAGAGUCACAGUCAGAGAUGGGAUCCCGAUGCAGAUCAAGAACUCCAGCGAAGCAGACGCUCUGCUCUGCACCGCACUCUGCACCUUCCAUCACCUGGAGGUCACCUGGUUCAGAGACGGCCACGCCCUCCCACAGUCCGGCCCCUCCCUCAGGCUCAGUGCUCUGACUGCAAAGGAUUCUGGGAACUACACCUGUGCUUUGAAGGAUGACCCCCGAACAACGUCUCUGCCGUACAGCCUGCAGGUGGAGGCUGCAGGCGGAGGAAAACAUAUGGACCCCAUGCUGGUUGUUCGUCUAGUUCUCUUCACUCUGCACACUGCGCUCAUCCUCACAGUGACAUCCAUCCUCAUCAGGAGGAUGUGUGUGUGGAAGAAGCUGAAAGGCGUUCCUGAGCCGCCUGAAUCAGGUUUUACUGCCUCUCUAAAAACACUGAAUCUCCAUCAUUUGAAUAGACCGUCUUUUCUUCGCAUUGUUUCCAACCGCUCUGCAGCGCCACCAAGCAGCCUCACCAGACUGAGGACAAAGCACUCCCUCAGGACUGACACGGUGUCGGGUCUACAGCUCAUACUGCAUUGAGUCGGAUCCAUUUCUAAGUCAAUAUUUAAUAAAUAUCACCACUUGAUUGACAAUUCAAUCAGCCCACGAAUCCCUUCAUAAUGAAAUCAAAGACAUGUCUCCAAAGGGCUCCUCUCUAAUCUGAAGAUGUGCUUCUGAGGACUUUGAAACACUUCGGGACGCACCUUUCUGAUAUUCUUAACUAUUAGUCUACACAUAUCAUCUGCUCAUGCACAACCCUUAGUGGCAUUCAUUACCUGCGGACAGGGGGAAAGGUAAACUCCUGGGGGUGCUGCUGAACGCUGGAUUGCACUCUGUCUGAUGAUGUAAUGAAAUGUUGUGCCGUCCACUGACCGUCUGUUGGAUGUCUGCCUCCUGUUUCAGCUUGCAGAAGAGGUUCCUUCUGGAAAUCAUCCCUCCUGAUCAAAGCUCCUUGGAUAUAUUCAGAUUAUCCACAGAGCAUCAGCCCUCUAACAGGAGCAGCUGCUGUCUCCCUGUUAGCUUCACUGGAAGUGCUUCUCUUGUGCUUCAGCUGUUCAAGAUGUGUCAUCCUGUUUUGAUGAGUUUCUCCUUCUCCAUGAAGAACUCCCUGGACUGUUUGCUUUACUCCCCAUCUCCGCUGCUGUGGUGUUCAGCUUAGUUUUAUUCAAAAUGUAGAAAACAAAUCCUCUUUGGAUCGUACAGAGGUAAUAAUUACAGCUCUAUAUUAAAUAAAAUAAAUGAAACAACUAA